Triticum aestivum (bread wheat) is the source of this 3294-nucleotide messenger RNA. RefSeq names its product probable ubiquitin-conjugating enzyme E2 23. NCBI's taxonomy places the organism in Eukaryota, Viridiplantae, Streptophyta, Magnoliopsida, Poales, Poaceae. The record is from RefSeq and is a predicted model, not a curated record. The transcript has 5 exons. Bases 179 to 3190 code for a protein of 1003 amino acids. Gene Ontology annotation, molecular function: ubiquitin conjugating enzyme activity.
UUCUAAUCCAAUCCGUACGUGGCAUAGCACAUAUACCUAGCACCACCGUGCGUUUCCAGCCGGACGAGAUCUAGCAAGCCUCCGGCGAGAUCAGUCGACACCAGGUUCUGGCCGGAAAGCAAUCGGCACAAAGCCGCAAGCUUGUGCUACGAACGCGCUCUCGCCGGAAAAGUCGGUUAUGAUGGUCGUCCCCGCGGCGGCAUCUCCGAAUCUUUACUUGCUCGACCUCGUGAAAACCGGCCGCAGGUUCAUCGACCGUGGCCUCGUUCUCGCGGACGGCCAGGUGGACAACAUCUAUCUCCCUGUCGACACUUUCAAGCUUCUGCGAAUCGAUGACAGUGUUGAGUACAAGAACGUCGGCGACAUCAAGGUGGUCGACAGGAGCCACCUGUAUCCUGGACAGGUGGUUGGGUCGGCAUCCGACAUGGGCGGCCAGAUCGGCGUCGUCACCGGCGUCAACACCAUGCUCAGCCUAGCCAAGCUCGACAACAACGGCGUGCCGGCCAAGGUCAUCAGGGGGGUGUCCCCGUCUAGCCUGCGGCGCGUCAGGAGCAUCAACCUUGGAGACUUUGUCGUGUCCGGGCCGUGGCUCGGCCGUGUCGUCGAGGUGUCGAUCGACGUCGAUGUGUUGUUCGAUGACGGAGCUGUUUGCAGGAUCACCGACGCAGAGUCUACGAACCUGGCGAGAGUGCAUGAAAGCGGCACCAUGGUGACCAUGCAUCGCCGCCAAAUGAACAGUGUAUUGCACCAGGGGCAGCACGUCACCUUGCCAGGCGCUUGUUCACUCUUCAAGGAUGCUCGCUGGCUUAAUGGCUACUGGCAUCCUUACCGACAAGUAGGCACCAUCAUGAAGGUGGAGACGGCCGGCAUCCUCGUCUACUGGGUUGCAUCCAGACAUUGUGGCACCGACAAGGGGCUAGUGGAGGCAUCCGCUCCUCCAGCCUACCAGAACCCAGAUGAUCUUACGUUCUUCUGCGCCUCAUACAAUUGCUGCUGGGGGCUUGCUGACCGUUGUUUUUUUCUAGAAACUAGUUCCACCAAAGAGGAUCAAGCUUGUGCUCCUGAUCAACACGAUGGUGACGAUGAUGAUUAUGAUGAUGAUGAUAAAGAUGAUGAUGAUGAUGAUAAAGAUGAUGAUGAGGCAGAGGAGGACGGGGAGAAGGAAUACAACGCAUGCUCAGAAGACAAUCAAGAGGUGUGUGAUGGAUCAACCUCUCAGGUGGUACCACCCACCGAGCAGAAGGAUGCGGGGUUUUAUCGGAAGCAGCUAAGGAAGGUCGUCUUUGAGGGCCAUAGACGAGCGCAACGGCCACAAGUCAUGAGACAUGUCGAGGUGGAGUUUCCAAUGGUCGUCGCCGACACCUGCACCACCGUCGAUGUGUUGUGGCAGGAUGGCACACGACAACAUGGCAGACGUUCAGCGACCGUCGUUCCCUUUGGGAUCUGGAAUGAGCAAGAGUUCUUCCCGGGACAGCGUGUUGUCGCCAACGUUCUUCCUAUUAGCGCUGCCGUUGAAGCUACUGGUGACCAUGAUGAUGUGACAACUACUAGCGUCAACAAUAACAUUGAUGCGUCCGGAAUUGGACCAACGGAGCGUGUGGGAAUCGUCAAGAGCCUGCAAUACGAGGACCAGACGGUUUGUUUAUCAUGGUUCAAGACGUCAGGGCACCCAGAUGAGGCUAGGGAGGUCGACUGCGACCAAACUGUCAGUGCUUACGACCUAAAAUUGGACUCUAACCACUCUGCUUACUAUGGUGACAUUGUCAUUCGUGUCCUACCAUCGGGAUCAACAGAUGACGGUGAAAGUGCACCCUUGAUAUUGGGAAACAAGAAGAAAAAUGUCGUUCCCGCCGAUCUUUCAUGGGUGGGGCGGGUAGUUGAACUUCCUAGUGGGCACAUCCAAGUCAAGUGGGGUGAUGGUAGCACGUCAACGGUAUCGCCCGAUGAGAUCGUUGUCGUCAAGGACGAGCACUACAUGGACCUAUUGCUUGAAAUGGGCGACUGGGUAGAGGACGAUGGCAUCGAUGACGCACCCGAAGAACCGGUUGCUGCCAAUACGGACAUUGAUCUUCAGAAUCUAGAUAAUGAUGUCGAAAGCGUCAGCCCGGCAAUGUCAAGGACAAGCCUUUUAGGUUUUCCAUUCCGGUCUUUGCUCCAAUUGACCAGUGACGUGGUAGCUCGAGGUAAAGGAUACCUGAUGAACUGGCGGCCCUCGUCGUUGUCACCAAGCUCAGAGUUACCCGCGCCCGCAAACGAUGAUAGUAUCGGUGGUGCUGCUGCAAUGGGGACCAACGAUGCUGCUGUAGAUUUGACUUGUCACGGUUUUGCCGGGGGGAUGAAGGCUGCGGAUGCUACCUGUUGCUUUCCACGUUUCGAUGUACUGCAGAUGAGCCCUCUGGAUCACCACUACCUUGAGAUUACGGACCAGGAAAUGCAGGGCGCUAGUCGUGGGAAGAGUUGGGCCAAAACAGUGCAAAAGGAAUGGAAAAUUCUGGAGAACGACUUACCAGAAACCAUCUACGUGCGAGCAUUCGAGGACCGCAUGGAUCUGCUUCGGGUGGUGAUGGUGGGUGUGAGCGGGACACCAUACCAUCAUGGCCUUUUCUUCUUCGAUCUGCAGCUACCUCCGUCAUACCCGUCUGCCCCACCGCAAGUGUACUACCACUCCUUCGGCUUACGGCUCAAUCCCAACCUCUAUGAGUCUGGUACGGUGUGCCUCAGCUUGCUAAACACAUUCGGUGGCGAGGGCACCGAGGUCUGGUCCUCGACGACAUCAAACCUCCUCCAAGUCGUUGUCUCCAUCCAGGGCCUUGUCCUCAAUGACCAACCAUACUACAACGAGGCCGGGUAUGGAACAUUGGUCAACAAACCAGAGGGUCGCCGCAAUGCGCUGCCCUACAAUGAGAAUGCUUACCUGCUUACCCUUCGGACAAUGCAACAUCUUUUACGUCGACCACCUCAGGGAUAUGAGGAAUUCGUUAAGGAACACUUCUGCCUUCGGGGAAGGUUUGUGCUCAGGACAUGCAAUGCGUGGUUGCAGGGAAAUAGUGUCGACAAUGCUCAUGACACUGAAGCAAGUAGGAAGCGGUCGUGCUCGGCUGGGUUAAGGCUUGCACUCACCAACGUGGUGCCAAGCCUCAUGACAGCCUUCACAGAGAUCGGAGCCGAGGGAUGCGAAGAGUACCAGUAGCUAUGAAUCAAAUUGCCAUGUGCUGCAACUCACUAGAGAGACGAGUAUGUGAUGGUGAGACCUUUGCUACACCUACAGAUUAGAUUGGAUUAGUUGAAAUGAGG